This is a messenger RNA of Arxiozyma heterogenica, 969 nucleotides long. It is a transcript of the gene NUC1, whose product is annotated as ribonuclease. The record is from RefSeq and is a predicted model, not a curated record. NCBI's taxonomy places the organism in Eukaryota, Fungi, Ascomycota, Saccharomycetes, Saccharomycetales, Saccharomycetaceae. The transcript has a single exon. Gene Ontology annotation, cellular component: mitochondrial inner membrane; nucleus. Gene Ontology annotation, biological process: apoptotic DNA fragmentation. Bases 1 to 969 code for a protein of 322 amino acids. Gene Ontology annotation, molecular function: nucleic acid binding; RNA endonuclease activity; single-stranded DNA endonuclease activity.
AUGAGUUUUAGAUCGAUUCUUUCAGGUAUAGUUGGCUUAGGAUCUGGUUGUGGGUUAACAUAUUAUUUAUUAAAAAGAGACAAUAGUGCUGGCUCCAUCAGCAAUCCACCAAUUGGUAGUAACAUCUCUUUAGUCCCAAAUAGUGGUUCUUCCGAUUCUUCUUUAGUUCAAUUGAAACCAAAGGAAUUAUUUAAAUAUGGCUUUCCUGGUCCAAUCCAUGACAUCGAGGAUAGAUACCAGUAUAUUUCCUGUUACAACAGACAAACAAGAAAUCCAUAUUGGGUUCUUGAACACAUUACGCCAGAAUCUUUGGCUUUAAGAAAUGGUGAUAGGAAAAAUUCCUUCUUUAAAGAAGAUGAAAGGAUUCCAGAGAUGUUUAGAGCUAAGUUAAAAGAUUAUUUUGGAUCUGGUUAUGAUCGUGGUCAUCAAGUACCAGCUGCAGAUGCUAAAUUUUCACAGAAUUCUAUGGAUCAAACUUUCUAUUUGACUAACAUUAGUCCUCAAGUGGGGGUGGGGUUUAACAGAGAUUAUUGGUCUCAUUUUGAAUAUUUUUGUCGUCAAUUGACUCAAAAAUAUAAUAAUGUAAGAAUUAUCACAGGUCCACUAUUUCUACCUAAAAAGGAUGAGAAAGAUGGCAAAUUUAGAGUCACCUACGAAGUUAUUGGAAACCCGCCAAAUGUUUCAGUUCCAACCCAUUUCUUCAAGUUGAUUGUUGCAGAGAAUCCAAAACAAAAUCCAACUAGUGAUAAGGUCUCUGUUGCAGCCUUUGUUUUACCCAAUGAACCUAUUCCGAAUGAAACUAAGAUAACUGAUUUUGAAGUUCCAGUCAAUGCAUUAGAGAGAAGUACAGGUUUAGAACUGUUGAAAAAUUUACCUGAAAAUAAGACAGUUCCAUUAUGUAAGGAAGUUAAGUGUCAAUUGGUUAUUAGAGAAUUUAAUAAUAGUGUUAAAUCAUUACCACCAAAAUAA